AUCACCUGGUCACAUUACCUGCUGGGCCCUUGGGGCUGUGGUCCUACUGCAGCACAGAGAAGGGGGGGUUGGCAUGGGGCAAUGUUUGAGGCACCAGAUGCACUGGGAGGACCUGGAAGAAUACCAGGCCCUGACCUUCCUGACCAGGAAUGAAAUCCUGUGCGCUCGGCCGAGAUGAGAAGCUGGAUGGUGGGCAGAAGAGAAGGAAAGGACCAGAGGAGAGAGGCAUCCAUGACACCUUCCUGAAGCUCUGUCCCCCUGGGAAGCACUACAAGGAGGCGACACUGACCACAAACCAGGUCAGCUCCCUGCCGGCCCUGAGGGUCAACCCUUUCAGAGACCGAAUCUGCAAAGUGUUCUCCCACAAUGAUGUGUUCUCCUUUGAGGAUGUCCUGGGUAUGGCAUCUGUUUUCAGCGAGCAGGCUUGCCCCAGCCUGAAGAUCGAGUAUGCCUUUCGAAUCUACGAUUUUAACGAGAACGGCUUCAUUGACGACGAGGACCUACAGAAGGUUGUCCUCCGACUGCUCAACAGCGACGACGUGUCGGAGGACCUGCUGACCGACGUCACGAACCACGUCCUGAGUGAGUCGGAUCUGGACAAUGACAACAUGCUGUCUUUCUCAGAGUUUGAGCACGCGAUGGCCAAGUCUCCAGACUUCAUGAACUCCUUUCGGAUUCACUUCUGGGGAUUUUGAUGUGGCUACAAAGACCCGAUCUGGCAGCCUCAAGGGGGAACGACUGGAACUUGGAAUUCAACCCCCUCCAGGCGCUGGGGGACUUUGAUCAGAAGUACGAUUCUGUCCCUGUCCCUCCCUCACUUCUAGGCUAUUGUUUAUUCAAUAAAGCAGAAGAAAAAGCC
Molecule: messenger RNA, 859 nt
Organism: Panthera uncia (snow leopard)
Lineage: Eukaryota; Metazoa; Chordata; Mammalia; Carnivora; Felidae
Gene: CIB4
Product: calcium and integrin binding family member 4
Exons: 8
Coding region: 150-695 (181 amino acids)
Molecular function (GO): calcium ion binding
Source: RefSeq, a predicted model, not a curated record